AUGAAUCAACGUGCAAAACAUGUGGUGAAAAAAUGUCCAAAUCUGCACGAUCAUCAAUGUUCUAGUAUUCCAAAAGGUAUUCAUUGCGCAGGACCACAUAUUUCAAACGAUUCAAAAUGCAAAGUGGUAAAAGACUAUCGUGUUGCACUUACUCAUAAUCUCUUAGCUAAACGGAUUCCAGCAAAUAGUGAAUAUACAAAUCUACAACCAACUACAAACAAUAUCCCGGUUGGCGGUUCAACCUCUGGGGGUUCUUAUGCCUCGGUAGUCAAAGGGAUGCCAUCAAAUUCAAACGAUGUCUUAUUAAAGAAACUUGAUAAUAUUUUAGUUAAAGUAGAAGAAGAAUCUAGUGCAACGCGUCAGUCUCUCGAAGAAUUAUACUAA
This is a messenger RNA of Rotaria sp. Silwood2, 384 nucleotides long. The record is from the annotation of a GenBank genome assembly. Lineage: Eukaryota; Metazoa; Rotifera; Eurotatoria; Philodinida; Philodinidae.